This is a messenger RNA of Henningerozyma blattae CBS 6284, 2256 nucleotides long. Its product is annotated as alpha-mannosyltransferase. The coding region runs from base 1 to 2256 and encodes 751 amino acids. The record is from RefSeq and is a predicted model, not a curated record. Gene Ontology annotation, biological process: protein O-linked glycosylation. Gene Ontology annotation, molecular function: alpha-1,3-mannosyltransferase activity. Lineage: Eukaryota; Fungi; Ascomycota; Saccharomycetes; Saccharomycetales; Saccharomycetaceae. Gene Ontology annotation, cellular component: Golgi apparatus. The transcript has a single exon.
AUGUUAAACCAAAUUUCACCAAACUCUCGUUAUGUUAAUAAAACAAGAAUAUUGUUUAUAACAACUUUAAUUUCAAUUUCCUUUUUUUUAUAUCUACUUAAUGGAAUAAUAAAUAAUAGUAAUACGAAUAGUCAUAAUAUCUUUUAUGUCAAAGAUUCUAUAAAGACUAAUUUUAGAUCAGGUAAUUUAAAUAAAGGCCUUUCACAUGCCUUGGAUGCUAUUAAUAUUAGACCUUUACAAGAGGGUAAUUACUCACCUUUAGAUUUCAUACCAGAUUAUGAUAAAAUGGUUAAUUUUAAAAAAAAUACAAGUUGGAAUCCAAUGAAAAAAUUUUCUAUGCUAGAAUUUCAUGAUUUAAAUUUACAAGAUAGAUGCAGCUUUUAUUUCCGUCAAUUAUACUCAAUGAACAAUAAAUGGUCGAAUGAUUAUCAUAAAUUAACAUUUGAUAUAGACGAUAUUCAUAUUGACUUAAAAGAAGAAAAACUAGGUUCCAUCUUAGGUGAUGAAGAAUUAAUAAGAAUGCACCGUAAAAAAAAUGACGUAAAAUUAGCUUUGCAAAGAUUAAGAAUUUAUGAUAGAUGCUUUAUUCAAAAUGAUAAUGUUGAUAUUAGUAAGAUAUUUGAAGAUACGACAGGAUCUACAAUGAAAGAUGUUUUAGAUUUAUCGUCUUCUUCUAAAAAAAGAGAUUUAAACGUUAGAAGUACUCUUUUAAAAGACACUUAUAAAGAAUAUAAUCAAUGGGAUUUAGAACAUAGGAUGUUCCCCUAUAUAAAAUAUUUUGAAGAGUCAAACGCUUCAGAUAUUAUACCAAGAAUUAGAUAUGGUGGAGAAUUGUUACCAAAAGGUCAAAUACCCAUUUUAACUGAUGAAACAAGAUUAAAGGCUAAAUAUUCUUAUUUUCAAUAUGAUAAGACAAAAUCAUUUUGGAUGAAUUGGAAUAGAAUUUCAGGUAACGUGGCUCAUCGUGGUGUUAUAUUAAGCUUUGGUGAUAAACAUUUGAAAUGGGCGUUAAAAUUAAUUAUGGCUUUAAGAUAUAGACAAAAUACUUUACCAAUUCAAAUUAUUAUUACAAAGAAUGAUCUUUCCAAAAAUAGUAUGGAAAAAAUACUGUUCGCUGCACAAUCAGAUGAAGUACAAAUUAAAGAUAAAAAAGGUAAUGUAAUGAAAGAUGUUUUUACAAAACAAGAAAUUAUAUUUGUAGAUGUUACUAAUAUUAUUGAUCCUGAGUUCUUUGAUAAUUUUACUGGAUGGAAAAGUAAAUGGUUAGCUUCAAUUUUUAAUUUGUUUGAAGAAUAUAUUUUCUUAGAUGCUGAUGCAAUUUCUUAUGUUGAUUUAAACCAUUAUUUUAAUACAAAGGAAUAUAACGAAACUGGCACUAUUUUCUUUAGGGAUAGAAUGCUAGAGCAUUAUUUACCAAGAACAUGUAAUGCUCUUUUGGAGUCUGUACAUCCAAUGUUACCAGAAAGUAAAUAUUUUGAUAAUCAUAAAUAUAUUGAUGAAGAACACGUUUUAAAUGAAUGUGAGCAAUAUUUGGAUCCAAACGAAAAAAUUUAUAAACAAUUUUUUGCUGAUAAUUUACUUCAUCAAAUGGAAUCAGGUCUCUAUGCUAUUGAUAAGACAAGUCAUAUUAUCCCUCUAAUAAUGGGGAUGACUUUACAUAUGCUACCUAUAGAAAAAUGUAGUUAUGGUGAUAAGGAAUUUUUUUGGUUAGGAUUUUUAGCAUCAGGUCAUCCUUACGCAUUCCAUCCAAUAAAUGCAGGGACUUUUGGUAUUUAUCAAGAAAAGAAAGUACCAUAUCCAGAAAUAAAGGCUGAAGUGUGUUCUGCACAAAUAGUUCAUUUAGAUGUGGAUCACAAAAUGUUAUGGACAAAUGGUGGUGCUUCUAUUUGUAAAAAAGAUGGCUGUGUGCAAGAUGAUUGGAAAAAUGAUAAAAUUGAAUGGCCAAAAAAUUUAGCAAAAUCUGAAGAAGAAUUACAAGAAGUUUAUGAUGGACCAAUUGACCCCAAGUUUGCAGUAAUAUCUUGGAGUGCUAUUGAUGCAUGGGGUAGACAAAAUAAGGCUUGCCAAGGCUAUAUUUGGUGUGCUCGUUAUGAAAAGAUUUUAAGAGAGUUUAGUAAUCAAGAAAUGAUUGAAAGAGGUACUCUAGUAGAAUUGAAAGGUGAAGAAUAUAAGAUUUGUAAGAGCACCAAUGAAGUUUGGAGUUAUUUCAAAAUAGAAGAUGCAGGAUCAAUGCCAAUAAAAGGUGAGAUAUAUUAA